This is a messenger RNA of Exophiala dermatitidis NIH/UT8656, 699 nucleotides long. Its product is annotated as 5-formyltetrahydrofolate cyclo-ligase. Gene Ontology annotation, cellular component: mitochondrion. Gene Ontology annotation, molecular function: 5-formyltetrahydrofolate cyclo-ligase activity. The transcript has 3 exons. The coding region runs from base 1 to 699 and encodes 232 amino acids. The record is from RefSeq and is a predicted model, not a curated record. Gene Ontology annotation, biological process: folic acid-containing compound biosynthetic process; tetrahydrofolate interconversion. Lineage: Eukaryota; Fungi; Ascomycota; Eurotiomycetes; Chaetothyriales; Herpotrichiellaceae.
AUGUCCUCAACCACCAGCAGUCUCGGUGAACAGAAGGACCUGCUACGAAAGAGAGUGGCGGAGCAAAUCAAGAAACUCGACCCGCAGGAGAUCGAAAGACAGUCGAGGAUCAUCACCGAGCAUGUCUUGCAGCUGCCGGCCUACCAAGAUGCGACAUCUAUAGCAGUAUUUUUGUCCAUGCCUGCAAGGGAAGUCUCAACUCGUGAUAUCGUGUUGCAAGCCUUUGACGAUGGAAAAUCCGUAUUCGUCCCGUAUCUACAUGCGGGAGAUGCUCCCAAAUCCAGAGUCAUGACCAUGUUGCAGUUGCAUGACCAGGCCGAUUUCGAAUCCUUGAAACCAGAUGCCUGGGGAAUUCCUUCCAUUUCCAAAGACUCGGUAGAGAGAAGAAGAAACGCUCUCGGUGGCAUUGGUAUCUCGAAUGCGCCUUUAGAAGGUCAAGAUCACUACCCGCUUCUGGAUCUCAUCCUCACACCGUCGGUCGCCUUCGACCAGCACCACCGCCGUCUGGGCCAUGGCAAAGGUUUCUAUGACCGCUAUCUCCAAACUUAUAAGAACGCGCUCGACUCCAGCAAGGCUGCACGGAAAAUGCCACACUUGGUUGGAGUUGCCUUGCGCGAGCAAUUAUUGCCGCCAGGCGAGGAAGUCCCUGUCACUGAGCAUGACUGGCCAGUCGAUGAGGUCGUCGUAGCCGAGAAUUGA